This is a messenger RNA of Myotis davidii, 2594 nucleotides long. It is a transcript of the gene GFOD1, whose product is annotated as glucose-fructose oxidoreductase domain containing 1. Bases 85 to 1257 code for a protein of 390 amino acids. The transcript is spliced from 2 exons. Lineage: Eukaryota; Metazoa; Chordata; Mammalia; Chiroptera; Vespertilionidae. The record is from RefSeq and is a predicted model, not a curated record. Gene Ontology annotation, molecular function: nucleotide binding.
GGGGGGGGCUGGCGAGAGGGGUGUGUGCGCGCGUGUUGGACUGGACAGCCAAGCUAAAGCAGAACCAGGUGGACCAGAGCAGCCAUGCUUCCCGGGGUGGGCGUGUUCGGCACCAACCUCACCGCUCGAGUCAUCAUCCCUCUGCUGAAAGACGAGGGUUUCGCGGUGAAGGCGCUGUGGGGCCGCACACAGGAGGAAGCGGAGGAGCUAGCCAAAGAGAUGAGCGUUCCCUUCUAUACGAGUCGCAUUGACGAGGUGCUGCUGCAUCAGGACGUGGACUUAGUGUGCAUCAACCUGCCGCCGCCCCUCACCAGGCAGAUCGCUGUCAAAACCCUGGGCAUAGGCAAGAAUGUCAUCUGCGACCGCACGGCCACGCCGCUGGACGCCUUCCGCAUGAUGUCGGCCGCCCACUACUACCCCAAGCUCAUGAGCAUCAUGGGCAACGUGCUGCGCUUCUUGCCGGCCUUCGUGCGCAUGAAGCAGCUCAUCGAGGAGGGCUACGUGGGCGAGCUGCUGGUGUGCGAGGUGCAGGUGCACAGCGGCAGCCUGCUGGGCAAGAAGUACAACUGGAGCUGCGACGACCUGAUGGGCGGAGGCGGCCUGCACUCGGUGGGCACCUACAUCAUCGACCUGCUCACCUUCCUCACUUGCCAGAAGGCCCUCAAGGUCCAUGGGCUGCUCAAGACCUUCGUGAAGCAGACCGACCACAUCAAGGGCAUCCGCCAGAUCACCAGCGAUGACUUCUGCACCUUCCAGAUGGUGCUGGAGGGCGGGGUGUGCUGCACCGUCACCCUGAACUUCAACGUGCCCGGAGAGUUCAAGCAGGACGUGACCGUGGUGGGCUCUGCCGGGCGCCUGCUGGCGGUGGGCACGGACCUGUACGGCCAGCGCAAUAGCGCCCCGGAGCAGGAGCUGCUGCUGCAGGACUCCACACCUGUCCGCAACUCCCUGCUGCCGGAGAAGGCCUUCAGCGACAUCCCCUCGCCCUACCUGCGGGGCACCAUCAAGAUGAUGCAGGCCGUGCGCCAGGCCUUCCAGGACCAGGACGACCGGCGCACGUGGGAUGGCCGGCCGCUCACCAUGGCUGCCACCUUCGACGACUGCCUGUACGCCCUGUGUGUGGUAGACACCAUCAAGAGGUCCAGCCAGACGGGCGAGUGGCAGAACAUUGCCGUCAUGACGGAGGAGCCGGAGCUGAGCCCCGCCUACCUGAUCAGCGAGGCCAUGCGCCGGAGCAGGAUGUCCUUGUACUGUUAGCGCAGCCUGGGGACCUAAGCGCAGACUAAGGCCUUCUGCGUGGGGCCCAGAGGGAAAGGUGUGGGAGAGAGGUAUCAUCCAGGAGUGUGGGGAUGGGGAGGUGGAGGGACAAUGGGAACAGGUGGUAUCUGAGGUGAACCGCAGCCCAGGUGAGGGGCCCAAACAAGACUGUCAGGAUGCUGAGUGUUCAGAGGGCCUGCCUUUCCUGAGAUCAUCCCUGCUGGGCAUUUGCAUGGGAGGGAGGAGGUUUAGCUGCCUCUGCUGCCCUUUACCGUGAGGAGCAAGGGGGGUGCCUUUCCCCUUCACCUCAUCCACUCCCCAUACCUUGGCCUCCUUUGCAAGCCAAAUGCUCCGGUGAGGUCAAGCUCAGUUGGUGUGGCCUCCCUAUUCUGCCCCCCAUGAAAAAUCUCGCAGGAGAAGGCACAUCCUCCUACGUCCACACAAGCCUGUUGGCCUGGGGAAAGGUGGGGGUGCAAUGGGCUACUGAGAAAGUUCAAAUUCCAGGAAGCCGCUUUAAGUGUCUGGAGGCAAAAGUACUUGGCAACGAAGUGUACAGCUUUCUUGAUUGAUUGGUCUUCCUCAUAGGAAGCAGGAGGGAGUGUCUUCCCAAUUGGCCCGCUGCCCUUCACUUGGCCUGAGGUGGGGGUAAGGGAGUGCUGGGAAUGCCAGCAGGGACAGGGCUUCUUUAAGCCAAAAUGAGAGAGCAAGAGCAUAACCCGCAUGGAAACAGACGGGGCAGAGAAAAGCAUAUCCCUUUGAACUCCUCAGCAAUUAAAAAACUGCAAGAAGCCAUCUUAUAACAAGUACUUCUGGUGGCGAGUUGAGUGUAAGAGGGAUUCCAUGCUGAAGUGUCGAGGUUGUCCUUUCACCUGGCUCCCCAGUUAAGGCCAAGGAGUCAGGAGGAGGUUUGGGCCUGCCUGCAAGCUUAUAGCUGCCCUCAAGAGGUGGGGCAGCUGCGUGCCCCAGUGUUGCACUGGGUGUUCCCCCCAGAAGGGAAAGGAGCCAGCCCUGGAUUUGUGUUCCAACACCCAUGCCUCCUACAAGCCAGGGAAGGGCUUUUAGGAGUUUCACGCAGCUCUGUGGAGGGAUGUAAAAGGCAAGUCUUCAGUUCCACUCAGAUAUAAUCCACUUCCCUUAAAAAGAAGUAAAGGCUCUUUUCUCUAGCUUUGACCUUUGUUUUCAUGAUUCUGGUACCCCCCCCCCCAAAUGUAACAGGUGUUAAACAAAAGGACAACAAGGAACAUAAGUUUCAAUGUUUUUAAAAUGGGGUUUAGAGGCCUCUCAGGUGAAUCUUCAUGGAGGAUUGAGAAGCUGAUGUUGGAAAAAACAUUCUUCUA